GUGUGCCGGCGCUCCAGAGCCUCAGAUGCCGCUUCGCUGCUCCACAGAUCGGUCGGUGCUGAUGUGAAAUCAUCCAGAGACGAUGAGCAGGUUCAUUAAGAUGGCUGACUGUGCAGCUCACACUUGUGGAAUAUUCCUGGAUUACGGCAGAAAGACUUCUUUACUCCUCUGGGACUAGACUCGGUGUCGGGGGCGGAUUCGUCUUCUCUGUGAACUGCAGUUUUUAGUCCUUGAACACACUUUAGCUGAUAUGUAUAAUUUAUACAUCGUGAUUGAAGUAGUGAUUGCUGUUCUCUCCAUAUCCGGCAACGUGCUGGUUUGCUGGGCUGUCGCCAUCAACACCAGUCUGAAAAACGCCACCAACUAUUUUCUGGUGUCUCUGGCCGUGGCUGAUAUCCUGGUCGGUUGCCUCGCCAUCCCCUUCGCCAUAACCAUCAGCGUGGGCAUCCGCCAGGACUUCUACGGAUGCCUCUUCCUGGCCUGUUUCGUCCUGGUACUGACACAGAGCUCCAUCUUCAGCCUUCUGGCCAUUGCCAUCGACAGAUAUGUGGCAGUUAAAAUCCAUUUAAGGUACAAGGAGUUGAUGACAGGAAAGAUUGCCCGAGAGAUCAUCGCUAUUUUAUGGAUCCUCUCCUUUAUUAUCGGCCUCAUCCCUUUCUUUGGCUGGAACCGGAAGCAUUCCGCUUGUAGCAACAACAGCUCCGGGGCAGACAACACUACAAACGCCACCCUCAUGCCGGAGCUGAGCGGAGGCUUGCUGCAGAGUUGCAAGCUGACGUGCUUCUUUGAGAUCGUGGUGGACAUGCACUACAUGGUCUACUUCAACUUCUUCAUCUGCGUGCUGCUGCCUCUGCUCAUCAUGCUGGGCAUCUACCUGAAGAUCUUCACCGUGGCCAGGAAGCAGCUGAGGAAGAUUGAGCUCAAGUGCGUGGGAAACGGCGACAGCCACAACCACGGGCUGUUACAGAAGGAGAUCCGGGCGGCCAAAUCCCUCUCCAUCAUCGUGGGCCUGUUCGCCUUCUGCUGGCUGCCCGUCCACAUCCUCAACUGCCUCACGCUGUUCUACGGGGGGCUGAAGAAGCCGGAGAUCGUCAUGUACGUGGCCAUUAUUCUGUCUCACGCCAACUCCGCGGUCAACCCCAUCAUCUACGCUUACCGCAUCCAGGACUUUAGGGACACCUUCCGCAAGAUCCUGUACCAGCACUUCCUGUGCCACAGGGAGGAGCUGUACGUCAGCUCCAACGGCAGAAGACGCAACAGAGACCAAAUACACAUGACCAUCGACCCUCUGCUAUAGAAAGUCGAGCUGAGGAAGAGCGUCGCUUGUGUCAACUGAACGGUUUCAGUCUUGAAUUUGAUUUUUACUGAGGUUUAUAAUGUUUACAGAAGAGGGGGAUGAGGUGGAGCUGAAGCGCCUUGAAUGUGGCAUUUAUUUAUGAUCUGUGCCAAGUGUCAGGGGUCGAGCAGUGAAACGUGGAAAAGUGAGUCUUAUGUAACUUUUGUAUUGUGAAGAAUUUUAGACAUUUUUUUAAAUAAAGUGAACUGGAUGUGUAGGACUGUGAACAGGAUCCAAACUUAACAUGCUAUUUAUCAUUCUGAAUCCACCCCGUUACUACUAAUCUAAACGCUUGUUUUGUAUUGUCAUCAUUCAGAAACAGUGUUUGAUAAUUUAUUUAUUAAAAACCUUGUGUUUGAGAAUGUAAACAUCAGAAAAAAACUUUGUGUGGCUAAAUCUGGACUUGGGGACCUAGAGAGGUACAACAGCAGUCAUCUACAUCCCACAUUCAUCCUCAUGACCACCACAGGCUCUAUAUAGGGAAAGACGGAUCUACAUGGUUAUAAGAGGAGGCUUUUUCACGUUAUAUGUACAAAUACCUUUGUAUAGCAGAUAUUUUCUUGUUGCUAAGGGCCAGUGUUUGCAGGGACCUCUGCCGCUUCACUGUUGCAUCCUGCACAGAAGCUGCAAGCACAGGCGGAGGGACACGGUGGAGGACACAGAGGAAUCAUAAACAGGCACUCUCCGGCCAACAACUUCACUAGAAGAAAAUGAGGACAAAUGGGUGCAUAAACAAGAAAGAAAAGCUUAUUUUCCUAUCCCAUGAAUCCUCUCUCAGAACCACAGGGGUCAGCGAUUUUCAUCAUGACCCCGUGGGUCCGACCCAGAGAAGGGAGUUUCCACGGGUUCCUCGAAAAACAACUUGAUUUGAUUCAGUCCCGCAGGACCAGAACUAAGAAGCAGUUCACCAAGACACACCUAUAGUGGUUCUGCCUAUUAUUUCCAUAUUUCAUCAGACAAAGGAUCAGGAAGUGGGAAAGUGAUUGUAGGCUUCAUAGGAAUAUGGCAUCCCCACAGGGCAUGUCCAGCUGCUUUUGAGUAAACAAGCCAGUUAGAGUUUCCUCAUCAUGCAAAUUCCCAUGCAUAGAAGUUGUUCACAGAACAAGAAGCACCACUGCUUUGUUCAGUUAACUG
Molecule: messenger RNA, 2470 nt
Organism: Limanda limanda (common dab)
Lineage: Eukaryota; Metazoa; Chordata; Actinopteri; Pleuronectiformes; Pleuronectidae
Gene: adora2b
Product: adenosine A2b receptor
Exons: 3
Coding region: 251-1297 (348 amino acids)
Biological process (GO): G protein-coupled adenosine receptor signaling pathway; vasodilation; adenylate cyclase-activating G protein-coupled receptor signaling pathway
Cellular component (GO): membrane
Molecular function (GO): G protein-coupled adenosine receptor activity
Source: RefSeq, a predicted model, not a curated record